UUGUGCGGUGAUUGGUUAUGAUUUUAUUCCUUUGAUUCUAUUAUUAAAUUAAUUUUCUUAAUGGCGUUUAAAAAAAUAAUUGUGAUAACUUAAUGCGUUUCAAUUAGCAAACGUGUGGUUUUAAAAUAUCGCUUGAGCGCAAGUCGGAUGCGCCACCGACGAUGAUUUCGUCCCGUUCGCUUGUUCGCUCGACUUCGCUAUAAAAACACUCGAGGAGCUGCCCUAUUGUCUCGUGGCCCUUUUACGAGCAUCGUUUUGUGACGCUGUUAUUGUUUGCGGUUGAUAAACAUCUCGCCACUAGGUAGGAUGGACUUAAUGAAUAAAGAGCUGUUGGCAUUCACCAAGGAUUUGCCGUUGAAUACAGAAACUGCAUUCAAACAAGAUCCGAAGUUAGCCGCUGCAAUAGAUACACUUUGCAAUAAUCAAAAAAUAUUGCUGGGUAAUUCUGGUGUGACUGUGCUUCCUGAACGUAAACUAGAGUUUAGUGAAGUCCAGCAACUUUUAAAGGGAUCCAGAAAUGAUAAAGCUGCCUCCAAGCCUUCAUACGUAAUUCUAAAGGAAACAAAUGACGCCAGAAAAUCACUCCUCCAAAAAGUGGAAGACAUUCUGAAUGAUAUCAACAAAUGUGCUGAAAGCGGAGAUACUCCUAAACUUGUUAUAAGGAACCAAAAGCUUUGGAGCAAUUGCAUUUACGAUUUAGAUAGGGUAACUUUAAAAUCGUUUAAUGAAGCAAAGAAGACGACACUUUGUUAUUCCAGUAGCCAAGAUAAAACAAGAUUUAAUAGAAUAGUUUUCGUGUUAACCAAAGUGCAUGAAUUACUUUCCAAGAAUUUGACUGUUACUAGACGGGAGUUGUUUUACCAAAAUGUGAUGAGACUUCGUAACCAAGCUAAUUUGGACGUUGCCGUGAGAGAUGUCUGCUGCUUGCUGGAGACUCCUCCCUGGACUUUAGGCAUCGUGGCCACGGCUAAGGGUCUGAUAGCUGGACCACUAACAAUGCACCAUAGGGAUGGAACUGUUAUUGAUUGUAUGGCGUCUGGUGGUGUUAUCAUACCCCAAGAUAUCAUUGGAAUCAAAGAGUUCCAGUCUACUGCUAAGUAUAUCCUGGUGGUGGAAAAAGAUGCUAUCUUUCAAAAGCUCCUAGAUGAAGGUGCACUGCUCAGAUUGGGACCCGUAAUUAUUAUGACGGGUAAAGGCUAUCCAGACGUAUGCACUCGUCAACUACUUUGUCGUUUGUGUUCUGAACUGCGGCUGCGUGCGCUUGCGCUGGUAGACGCUGAUCCACACGGAUAUGAAAUAUUCCUCACAUACAAAUAUGGCUCAUUGGCCCAAUCUCACCUAUCAUCAUCACUAGCUUGUGGUUCUCUAGUGAUGUUAGGAGCUCGACACAGUGACGUGAUGACCUUAGCUCCUACUGAAGCGCGAUUGCCUCUCACUGACUUGGAUAAAAGGAAACUUGUUAAUCUUCUUAAAAGACAGUAUUUGGAUACUCCAGUUGGAAUCCGCAUAAAAGAAGAGUUAACAGCUAUGUUAUCUAGCGGUACAAAAGCAGAAAUAGAAGCUCUAGCACCUACCACUGCUGCGCUUUGCGACGCUUAUCUUCCUGCUAAAAUUAUACAAAAUGAUUACUUAGGAUAAGACACUUCAGUAAUAAACUUUCGAUAGUU
Molecule: messenger RNA, 1667 nt
Organism: Helicoverpa zea (corn earworm)
Lineage: Eukaryota; Metazoa; Arthropoda; Insecta; Lepidoptera; Noctuidae
Gene: mei-W68
Product: meiotic recombination protein SPO11
Exons: 10
Coding region: 307-1638 (443 amino acids)
Biological process (GO): meiotic DNA double-strand break processing; meiotic DNA double-strand break formation; reciprocal meiotic recombination
Cellular component (GO): nuclear chromosome
Molecular function (GO): DNA binding; ATP binding; DNA topoisomerase type II (double strand cut, ATP-hydrolyzing) activity
Source: RefSeq, a predicted model, not a curated record